UGAUUCACUCGCCUUCUCUAUACCGCCUUUCUAAACCGCUGAGAGAGGUGAAUGGCUGUGGAAACGUUCUGAGAACGUUCUGCAAGUCAAGUAGUGAUCUACUGCGUUGUCGUUGUCGUUGGCGUGCCGUUGGUUGGCAGCAGACAGCUCACUCCACUCACCGUCCAGCCGCCGGCCGGCCGACACGACACGACGGUCAGCUUUCUGCGGCGCUAACCUACUCGAGCAUCCUGAAAAGGCAUCUUGGGCGAUCUACGGCUGGAAGUUGGGGUCGAGUAUCAAUAUUGAGCUCACAGCAUCGUGUCGCUUCAAAGGAUGGAGUCGUUGCCAGACGACGUGCUGUUGGAGGUGAUGCAGUAUGUGGCCGUGCCGGACCUCUUCGCGUGCCGUCUCGUGUGCAAGCGCUUCCUGGACCUCGUUCAGCAUGGGGACGUGUGGCGGCUGCGGCAGCUCGACGAGACCGACCCCUGGAUGUGCACGGUGCUGCGCCUGGCGCCGUGCUUGGAGGAGAUGCGCUUGGCUCUCCCGCUCAAGAGAUGCCACACCCCGUUCACGACCAAGUGUGCAGUGGCUGACUUGGCUUUGGACUUCAGGGACAGCGACACGCCCUUGGACGCCGUGCAGGCCGCCUUCGUCAUCCGCCACCAGGCCGCGCUCGGCCGUCUGAAGCGGAUUGAAGUCAGCUAUCUCGAGUUGCCUUAUUUCGAAUGGGCUGUACUGUCAGGGACCUUAGCAUCGACGGCCGGUCUCGAAGCGCUGCAACUUGAUGUCCGGGUUAUUGGGAGCCCCGCGCCGGCCCCGGUGCUCCACGGCGCCGUGUCCACGGCGUCGCUGGAGGCUUUCUUCUGCAUCCUUGUGCCUGAGUUGGAGCCGUUCUGCAGGUGCAUUCUCACAGUGCACAGCGCCACUCUGCAUGUGGUUACUCUGAACGACCACUGGCGCGACCAGCGGCACUACUCAACCACGACUGCGACGUGGCUGGCGCCCAGGCUGGCCGGCAUGCCGAACCUUACACAUCUGCAGUGCACUCUGCUCCCCGGGAUGGAGGCGCUGGCGACGUGCUCUUCGCUGAGGAGCGUGAGAAUCGACGUUCAGUCUAACGCGCCAGAGCUUAUUCGAGGAGCGGCCGCGUUCCUACGCCACGCCACUCAGCUGCGCCAGGUCUGCCUGCUGUGUAUCAACCCCUCUAUCCACCCUCUAUCUGACGUUGGCAAGGACCUGGUGGUUGCACUGGCCUCGUCCGGGAAGUCCCGCGUGAUGCAGCUGUCAAUCAGUUACCCGAACAAAAACUCGGAUGCUGAUUUCUCCGCGCAGCCACCGGUCGAGGCGCUGUCGUCGCUUCCGGUCCUGGAGUCCCUCAGCAUUACCGGCCUGCCCGAAGAAGUGCUGCCCGGCAUUAGCCCGACCACAACCCCAGCCCUGCGGACCCUCGCGAUUUGUCCGGUCGAACCGCCCAAGGGCUGCGCCCACGCCUGGAUGCACAGCGACGCAGUCAGGGCCGUUUUGUCCUUGAAUCCCUUGCUACACAUUAAGCUGUCUUUUUCAAAAGGUUCCUGUCAAGGGGAACUUUGCCAGUGGUGUUCAAUGGGUUGUCACCGUGACAUGUGGGGUUUCAAGCGCAUUGCUGUUUUCUCCCAUGACCCCAGCGUUAAAUGUUUACAGAACCACAGUGAUGACCGUUUUUGGAUACAUGUCUCUCAUUAAAACAUUUCGAAGUGGAACUGUUUGAUGUUUCCACUUGAUUUAUGUUGUAUGUGUCCUGUCAAGUAUUUUUUCUCAAAAAUAAAAUGUCUUCAAAAGUU
This is a messenger RNA of Frankliniella occidentalis (western flower thrips), 1802 nucleotides long. RefSeq lists its product as uncharacterized. The transcript is spliced from 2 exons. The coding region runs from base 316 to 1704 and encodes 462 amino acids. Gene Ontology annotation, molecular function: protein binding. The record is from RefSeq and is a predicted model, not a curated record. Lineage: Eukaryota; Metazoa; Arthropoda; Insecta; Thysanoptera; Thripidae.